AUGGAGAGACCUGACGGCAGCGCAGAGAACUCUGAAAAUGGACCUAACUGUGAAGAAUCGUCCAACACCACCUUCUCGUUUGACAUGCUCGACAUAAUCAUCACGGGCGGCAACACUGGUCGGUUGAAGUCGCAAGAGAAGGGGAAGAAACAUAUGACAGAGAAUACGACGGAGAAAUGGUCCUUUUAUCCGUCCGGAGAGCGCGUAGAAAAUUCAGGAAGAACAGAACGAACAGAGCCAGGAAGCUCUCGCCGUAAGAAGUGUACCAAGAGUGAUGAAGAUGCAGUUAAGUUCACGGAGGGGCUUCAUAAUUUAGGGAAGAAGGAAAAAAAAAGAAAAACGGUCUACCGUGUAAACUCAGAGGAAGACAUAAAAGACGGUUCGGAAUUCUCCCUUCUAGAUAAGUUGUUGCCUGUCGGGGGAACCCCUGGUUUGGCUUCAUCUAAAGAGGAGAUGCCAAUUCUGGACGAUCAGGUGAGCUGCCUAAGUAGUGACAAUAGCAGCAGGGAGGAACAUUACCACAUGGAUGGAAAAGGAGACAAGCAUAGUGAUACGAGUGAUAGGCAUGGAAAAUAUAUGAACGAACAGGACGUGGAUGCGCAGCUAGCCAGAAUAGAAUGGGCAGAUGAAGAAGUCAUCCUCGCAGGAAGCAUCCAUUGCACCAACUGCAAAUACUACUUAAAAGAAUUGACGAGCAGGAACUACAUGGACUUCUCCUACAUGGAUCAGUACAUCAGCGAGGGAGAGAGGAACCUACUUUUAUUGAAAAAUAAAAAAAUUGAGGAAUUGGAAAAUAGGAACAGAUCAAUGAAACACAAAAUAGGGAAGUUGGAGGAGGUGAACAAUUUUCUGAACAGCAAACUGGACACACUCGCCAGUAGCAUUGGAGAUUUAAGAGACCACAUUGACAAGCUAAUGGAAGAGAAUAAAUUGUUGAAGGAGGUGAAUAAACGGCUGCGCGUGGAUCUGCAGAAGGGACAAUCGUAUAAGGAGGAAGUGGAAAGGGCGAACAAGAAAGACACGAAUAGAAAAAAUCCAUCUUCUUCAUCCCAUGGAAGACGGGAACCCCUGGAAGAGAAUUUUGAGAACUCAAUCGAUAAUGAAUUAUUUAAGGAGCUUUGCUGA
Molecule: messenger RNA, 1125 nt
Organism: Plasmodium coatneyi
Lineage: Eukaryota; Apicomplexa; Aconoidasida; Haemosporida; Plasmodiidae
Exons: 1
Coding region: 1-1125 (374 amino acids)
Source: RefSeq, a predicted model, not a curated record